Messenger RNA from Motacilla alba alba, 1005 nucleotides. RefSeq names its product olfactory receptor 10AC1-like. Gene Ontology annotation, biological process: G protein-coupled receptor signaling pathway. The transcript has a single exon. Lineage: Eukaryota; Metazoa; Chordata; Aves; Passeriformes; Motacillidae. The record is from RefSeq and is a predicted model, not a curated record. The coding region runs from base 1 to 1005 and encodes 334 amino acids. Gene Ontology annotation, cellular component: membrane. Gene Ontology annotation, molecular function: G protein-coupled receptor activity; olfactory receptor activity.
AUGCCAUGUGAAGGCUGCGCGGAGAGGGACAAUGCGAGCACUGGCGCAACCAUGGAGUUCCUCCUGCUCGGCUUCUCCGAGCUGCCCCAUCUGCGGGUCCUGCUCUUCCUCACCUUUCUCAUUGUUCAUUUGGUCACGCUGGCAGGGAAUACGAUGAUCUUCAUGGCGGUGGUGAUGGAGCCCUCACGUCCCCCCAUGCUUUUCUUCCUCGGCCAGCUCUCUGCCGUGGAGCUGUGCUACACUUUAGUCAUCGUGCCCAAGGCGCUGCUGAGCCUGGCGGCGGGCGGCAGCCCCAUCUCCGUGCUGGGCUGUGCCGCACAGAUGCACCUCUUCGUGGCCCUCGGCGGGGCCGAGUGCUUCCUGCUGGCCGCCAUGGCCUACGACCGCUACGCGGCCGUGUGCCAGCCCCUGCGCUACGCGGCCCUGAUGGGCGAGCGGCUGUGCCUCCGCCUGGCUCUCGCCUGCGCCCUCGGAGCCUUCGCCGUCGCCCUGGGCUUGACGGCGGCCGUGUUCCGCCUGCCUUUCUGUCGGUCCGGCCGCAUCGACCACUUCUUCUGCGACGUGCCCGCCGUGCUGCACCUGGCCUGCGCGCAGGGCUACGCCGCCGAGCUGCCCCUGCUGGCGGCCUGCGUGCUCCUCCUGCUGCUGCCCUUCCUCCUAAUCCUGGCCUCGUACCUCUGCAUUGCGGUGGCUCUGUUAGGCGUCGCCUCCCCUGCGGGACGGGGCAAGGCCUUUUCCACCUGCAUCUCACACCUGGCCAUCACCUUUCUGCACUACGGCUGUGCCACCUUCAUCUACGUUCGUCCCAAGUCUAGUUACUCACCGGCUCGGGACAAGGUGGUGUCUCUGGUCUACACCAACGUUACUCCUUUCAUGUAUCUCCUCAUUUAUAGCCUGAGGAGCAAGGAAAUCAGAGGGAUCCUCAGGAAAAUGCUGAGGAGGAAGAAAAUAGGUGAACUGGGAUACUAUCAGAGUUGUGAUGUGUGCGUGUGUGGUAAAUUUUAG